CAUGCUCCGUGGCCGAUUUUCAAUCAUAAACAACAUAAACCCCAUGCACAACAUACACCAAUACAGCUUUGGCCAUCUUCGCCACCCUUCGGAACAUCAAAAUUUAAGCCAUCCCGUGAACGGCACCACGACGGGAAAGAAAUUACAUGCCCCGAAAGCAGUCGAAAGGAUCACGUUGCCGAGCGCGGAUGUACUCAGGCACGGUGCGCCGCAUACGGUUUGGGGCCUUUCUUUCACGUUCCGGUACGAUCCGUGGCCAACUCAUACAAAGUGUCUAGCGCUCGCCCAACGAUAGCCACCGGGGUUGUGAGGCAUUGGAUUAUACUACACAAGUGACGGCACGCACGGUUUAAGCGGACGGAACAAGUUGCAGUGCUGGUGUGUCCGCAGGACAAUAAAAUGUGCAGCAAACAGUGCGGAUGGUCCGAUCGUAAACGGACAUUUAACGUUCCUUUCCCCGUGUACACACCGACACGCACGCGUGCGGUUUGACAAGCCCGAGUGAAAGCAAGGGGGCUCGAAGGGGUGAGGGGGCAAGACAGGAGAGGAAACAAACAGACCCCGUGAACAGUGUGCGCCGCGCCACAGUUUGUGUUCGGUCGGUCGGGAAAAUCGGUCACGAAAGUUUUUCGGCAUUCAAUUGAUUUUCACCAUUAUCCUUCGAAGAACCCGGGGUGGGGGUAGUUCGAAGGCAAGUGACGGAAGUGUGGGGGGGGAGGGUGUAUGAGAGGUGAGGAAGGGUAAGGAUGACAGACAGAGCAGAAAGAAUCACCGUCGUCCUCUGUCUGUCGCUCGUGUGCGGGGGCACAGGUGUAUAAGGGAAAGCGAGAGAGAGAGAGAGAGAGAGAGAAAGAGAGAGAGAAAGAGAGAGAGAGAGAGUGAGAGAAACUGGUGAGAAAGGACUCCGCGGGUGGAGUCAUCAUAAACAACUUUAUGAAGCGUAUGAAUUACAAAAGGUGACUACUGCAUCACAACUACACCGACACCGGCAAGGACUCCGAGGGCAGACGUCGACGGCAACGAAGACGAGAAAUCAAGUGCCUGUAGUGUUGUGUACGGGGAUCGGGAUUUUUUGUUUGUCCUCUUGCUGGAGAACCGAACCUCACCAUCAGCACUAGAGGUCCACGAUUGGGGCCAACGUUGGUCGAGGCUCCCGGCACCGGAAAACGAUGACAGCAGCCCGGCCAGCCACCGGACGUAUGUGUGACGAGUUCGUACGGCAGACGGCAUCGAAGCGGAGGCCAACGUACGGCACCCCGAGGUGAGGUGUCAGACAAGGACGCAGGAGAGUAGGUUAGCGGGGGCAAAGCGCCACAGACAAGCAGGUCACAGCCAGCAGCACCAAUGAGUACGCCUAAAAUUCGGGGAAAGUCUGCCAUACACGAUGCCAUCAUCGGGCCGAGUGCGUCCAGUGCAGCGGCCGUCGGUGGCGGUGCACAGCACAACGCACUGCUCAAGAUCGAAUCGGUAGUGCCAAAGCUUACGGCCCGUGCUGCCAACGGUCCGGGCUCGAACAUUGUGCUCGCCUCGGGACAUUCCACACGCUUGCGUACCUUUCAUCGGUCCCACAGUACACUGAGCUCGUCCUACCUGCGGAAGGUUACGGCGGCCGCGGCGGCUGAUUACAAUCGACAACAGCGCAUCCAUCCGUCCGGACCAGCCCGGCCGGAACCGAUCAACGAACGAGGGAGCUAUGGACCAUCACCACCGCCACCUGCAGCUCCACCCCUAUCGCAAGCCCUGCUCGACACCACCGGGCAGCAGCUGCUUGCAGGAUACGCUGAAACACCUCCCCUGGACAGUACACUGAUCGUACAGAAUGGCGUCCCGAGCAUUCGAAGAUCGCCGAAAGAUCGCGAGAAACAUCCGGAUCGGGUGAAUCUCGAUCGGAAAGGGCUCAGCUCGAUACCGCUCAUCGAGGACGAACCGAACCUGCGGCUGCUCUCGCUACAACACAACCUGAUCAACUCAUUCCACAUCCCACCGGAAGCUGAUCCGAACAACAACCUACACAACCACCACCACCACCAGCAUAAUGGUCCGAUCGCCGGAGGACAUUGUGUGAUCAAUGGUGGUGAGCUAAAGCCUGCUACCGCACUCUUCCCCGCCAGCAAUCCACCCACACCGACCAAACCGUCGCCAAGCGGCACACCGACCAAUGGGCCCGUAGCGCCCGCCGUACCUCCCGCCACUUGCUACGGUACCACAAAACCAUCCGCCAAACAGUUUCUACGGCAGAAAUCGACCUCCCGGGGGCAGCUACUGAUGGGAACGAAUCUAGCUACGCUAGGUCCACCGGGAACAGUCGGACCCAGCAGUGGUCCGGUCGCGGGAAGCUUUAUCCAAAGCAAGAUAACGAUCGGUAGCAAACAGUCCGCGUCACAGACUGCAUCGGUGCCACCGCACCCGCCAGGCCCCAACGGCCCAAUGUCCGGUGUCUCGCCACACCUCCAGAAACCGUCUCCGCACGCCGUUUCUUCCUCCACGGGUCCGAUCGCCAUUACGGCCCAACAGAAAAGUUUGCUCAAAAAGUCGAACAGCUUCAUCGGUGGUCCUAGCAUGUUCCAAACCGGUGGUCCGAAUGGGCAGUCCGCUGCGACCAGCGGCACCUCAGCGAACGGGAUGCUGAAGAUGCGAGCCGGUAAGUUGCUGCUCGUGCCAUCCUUCAGCAUUGACAACCUGAGCAACAUAACGGAACUUCCUGCCGGUGGAGGCGGUUCCGGUGAGCCGGACUACUUUAACGGUCAUUCCAGCAGCAACGGAAGCGCGGGAACCAGUGGCAAAACGACUCCAACCAACAACGCCCCGCCAACGGACUGUGCACUGCCAACGAGCUGUAGCGUGCUCGUCACACGCUACAACCUUAGCAAUCUAGUCUUUCUCGAUCUGUACGAUAAUCAGAUCGAGAAGAUCUCCUGCCUGGAUGGGCUGAAGAGUUUGACGGUGCUGCUGCUCGGCAAAAACCGUAUCACCGACAUCGGGGGGCUCGUGUCGCUCAAGAGCACACUGCGCGUGCUCGAUCUGCACGGCAACAAGAUCGGCAACAUUACGGGCAAGAUCAACCAGCUGCAGGAGCUAAAGUCGCUCAACCUGGCCGGCAACGCGUUGCGUCAGAUACAGGCGCAAGACUUUGCCGGGCUGUUUAGCCUGAAGGAGCUGAACCUGAAGCGGAACCGGAUCAAGAAGAUAUUCGGCUUCGACGAUCUGCACAAUCUCGAGCGGCUGUGGUUGUGCCACAACGAUCUGCAGUGCGUGGAGGAUAUGUCGGCGAUCGCGAAAGCGAUCAACCUGAAGGAGGUAACGAUCGAGAACAAUCCCGUCUCGCUGGCGGGCGAUUGCGUUUCGUUUCUGGUAAGCUACCUGCCGGGAUUGGUCUCACUCAGCCAGAUGCAGAUUACCGAGCAGGUGCGCCGUGCAGCGUCGGCGUGGCGCAAAAACAAGGAACUCUCCGAUAGCAAAUACUCCAACCUGUCGUCGGACGUGUGCCAGAGUAUGCGGCGCGAGGAAAUCAUCUCGAACGCACGCACCAACUGGGAGCUGCUAAGAUCGCAACAGUCGACCGUGAUUGCGCGCGGUGCACAGCGACUCACUGCCAAUGGAACCGUGUCGAGAGAUGCGGAUCUGUUGCUCGAUACCGCAGGCAGUAGCACUCUGCUGACGGAGCAAGGUACGGCUGCCGGCAUUGCUGGUGGGGAGAAAUUGACACGCAAGGGAAACGCAGGGAAUGGGACGGCACAGGGUAAUGGCACUGGGGCACGACCGCUUCGGGUGGCGAAUGGGAAGAGAACGGCGGGCCGGAAGCCGUUGGUGAGAUCCUCCUCGCAGGAUAACUCUAGCUCGCAAGUUUCCGAGCAGGGUGGAGAAGAGUACUUCCGAUUGCCACCGAUUCUUGCACCGUUUCUGGAACAGACCGCCGCCAAGCCGGGUGCUGGUGAUGGUGAUGGUUCAGUUACGUCCGGUGUCGGUACGCACGCAGAUUCGAGUGUUUCCAGCGGCUUUAGCUCCGACAACGACGAACAGCUCAAUCUCGAGAAGGAGAUGGAUAAACAGACCACUCUGGUGGCGUGCAGUGCGAACUCUACUCCGGAGAAAGAGUCCGACACCGAUCCGGUGCCCGUACUGUCUGUAGUUGCCGAUGCGGUAGAGGAGGCGACCGACAAGCGAGCUGAUCCUGAACCGUCUGCUGACCUCCCCGUACAGGAGGAAAGUACUUUGCGUGGUGAGGAAUUAAAGUUGCCGUUGGUGGUGGACGAACAGCCGCCCGACUCGUCUCAAGCACCGGAUGAAGCAAAUCUCGAUAAACUGUCCACCCUAUCGACGGUAUCGAACAAAAGUGCCUCCGAGUCGGUUAUCACAAUCGCUUCCUCCAAUUCCGACUCCACCGGAUCUACCACGGAUUCGGGCGGGAGUAGUUCGGCCGGUGGUGGUGGUGGUGGUGGUGGUGCAGGUAGUUCGAAUGGACACACCUCAUCCCUAACUACGGAACGGGGACGAGCGCACAAAACGAAGCUUACCACCCCCAUCAAGCGGUACGGUACCGGGACAUUCUCGCGGACGCAAACCGCACGCAACACAACACUGCCCGCCACCGCAACCAGCCUGGCCAAUUCGUCCAACCUAGCCAAUGGCACGAACGGUGGAACGCUUUCCGCUGCCGCCGGUGGUGCCGCUGCAGCGUAUGCCGGAAUCCCGAGCAGCAAUUACGGACCACCCACCGUCAGCUCCGGCACCGGCAAGUCGGGCAAAUCGGGCGAACGCGAACGGGAGCAGGGCGGCGACUAUCUGAUCGAGAUCUGUGGCCGGUACCUGAACGUGUACGGGCUCGGUGCGCUCCGGUUCAUCGACAAGCAGUGGAACGUGCAGAAGGCGUGCGACGUCCACACGGUCAAGUUUAGCUACAUCAACUUCAACAGCAUCACGGCGAUCCUGUGCCGGAUCAAGGUGCGGUUCGUGAACGCGGAAAACUUCAUCUUCCGCGAGACGAACAUUACCUGCCUCGGGCAGAUCAAUGCGCUCGCCGAAAGCCAGGGCAUCGCGUCGCUGACGAUCGACCCGGAGGGCAACCCGUUGGCGACCCGGGCCUGGCGCAGCUACGCCAUCUACCGGCUAUCGCACUGGGGCCUCAAGCAGGUGAACGGGGCCGAGGUGACGCCCGAGGAGGUGCAAACGGCCGAGGCCACGUACGCCGGCCUGUCCGAUCUGGUGCUGUGGUCCCUCCCGGAAGGGCUUCUGCAGCCGCUGCUGCAGCGGUUGCGGCUCGAGGAGACGGCGCACGCCUCCAAGAUGACCGCCAAGGAGUGGCUGAUGCAGGCGGACCCAUCGCUCAAGAACAUCGUCGGCAAGGAGGCCCUGCAGUGGAAGAAGCACAGCACCACCCAGGACGAUACGGUGAUGCGGGCCAAGGGCAAAGCGUACUUCGCCAAGAUGCUGGAAAACACGUGCAACGCGGUAGAGAAGCUGCAGCGGCUCGAAACGAUGUGGCCGGUGCUGCUGCUCGAGAUGAUCCGCAACACGCUGAUCGACUACUCGCAGAUCGACGUGUACGUCAAGGGGAUGCUGGUGGAUCUGCUCAAGUAACGGACCACCGUGUUCAGCCGCCUGUUCGGAAUGGUGUCAUCAGCUCAGCUGGACGUGCCCUGCCCCCCAGACUCCCGGCCACCAGACAUUCGUCCCGAUUGUAAUCGUAAUCGCUAAGUCGUUCGCUAUUCUUUACCUCCCUCCUUUUUGCGUCUUCGAAAAGGGAAGCGAAGCGGGCCAGAUUUUCUAGUAAAUUGAUUGAACCAGCUCAUUGUGCAAUAGUAGCAUAGCAAGUGGCACACACUUUACUUUACACACUC
Messenger RNA from Anopheles stephensi (Asian malaria mosquito), 5837 nucleotides. RefSeq lists its product as uncharacterized. Lineage: Eukaryota; Metazoa; Arthropoda; Insecta; Diptera; Culicidae. The transcript is spliced from 2 exons. The record is from RefSeq and is a predicted model, not a curated record. Gene Ontology annotation, molecular function: protein binding. Bases 1345 to 5577 code for a protein of 1410 amino acids.